AUGACUAAGGGUCAAGUUCAAAAAGUCCACAGCAUCCAGUAUGCUACCAACAACACCAAGGCCGCCGCUCUCUGGUUCCAAGAACGCUUCGGCUUCGUCGAAGUUGCCGAACGUACGAUGGAGCUGGGCGCUCGCAUGGUGUGUGCCCGCGUGCUCAGAUCAGGGGACAUUGUCCUUGAGUUGAUUAGUCCGUUGGUGUCGCUUUCUGAUGCCGAGAUCGACUCGGUGUUGGCGAAACAGCAGUCGCCCGAGCUCAAGCAGAAGCUCGCUCAAGUGUACGGUGGACCUCCCUUGAGUGAGGUUAUCGAGUGCUGCCUUGUGCAACGAUACUUGAGAUGCCACAACGACGGCGUGUUUGGCAUCCGUUUUGUUGUCGACAGCGUGGCCCAAUGUAUGGACCAAGCUCAGCUUGAUUGCUCGGUGGUGAUGGACACCAUCACUAAUGCUGAAGUGACGAUGGGGUCGGUGAUGAUUCCCAGAAUCGACUUGCUCCACACGUUUGUGGAAUUGAACGGCUUUGGUGGUUAUCUUCCUGGUUUCACCAUGGUUGACUGUGACAACAAGGCUAAGUUUUUGGUGGAGCGGGUCGACCACAUCGUCCAGAACUACACCUACAACCAGAUCGAGCGCCAGGCGAAGAUUUAUAUCAACUCGUUUGGCUUCCACCGGUUCUGGUCGGUGGACGAGAACGAUAUCAGUACCGCCAACACUGCCCUUCGCUCAGUAGUGGUCGCGUUACCCGACGAGCUGCUCAAAAUGCCGCUUAACGAGCCUGUCACCAGCCACUACCGCGGCCAGAUUGAGGAGUUUUACGACUAUUUCGGCGGUGCUGGCGUGCAACACAUUGCCUUUUCCACCGACGACAUCAUCGCCACUGUCUCUCAGCUUAAACUGCGCGGAGUUGAAUUCAACACUAUUGGCGGCGAGUACUACCAGAACUUGCGCCAGCGGUUCAUUGACGACGACGUCGACCUUGGUAUCGACUUGGCCAAGCUUGAGAAGCUCCACAUCUUGGUCGAUUACGACGUGGGGUCCCGUAACCCUCAGCUGAAGGCGUGCGACUAUCUUCUCCAAAUCUUUACUCAGCCCGUGGUGGACCGGCCCACACUUUUCUUUGAAAUCAUCCAGCGUCGGGGCCACAAUGGGUUUGGUAAGGGCACGUUCAAAGGGUUGUUUGAAACGAUCGAACGCCAGCAGCAGUUGAGAGGCACCUUAAGCAGAGUUGACUAA
Diutina rugosa is the source of this 1230-nucleotide messenger RNA. RefSeq lists its product as uncharacterized. The coding region runs from base 1 to 1230 and encodes 409 amino acids. Gene Ontology annotation, biological process: L-tyrosine catabolic process. Gene Ontology annotation, molecular function: 4-hydroxyphenylpyruvate dioxygenase activity. Lineage: Eukaryota; Fungi; Ascomycota; Pichiomycetes; Serinales; Debaryomycetaceae. The record is from RefSeq and is a predicted model, not a curated record. The transcript has a single exon.